Molecule: messenger RNA, 1058 nt
Organism: Sturnus vulgaris (Common starling)
Lineage: Eukaryota; Metazoa; Chordata; Aves; Passeriformes; Sturnidae
Gene: RSPO1
Product: R-spondin 1
Source: RefSeq, a predicted model, not a curated record
GGGACUAGGGCCGAGCUCCUGCAUUCCUGACAGGGAUGAAGGUAGAGCCAUGUUACCUGCUACCUAAUCUCGCUGGUGCUGAUGUAGUUUGUGGAUAUGGUCCGAGACUUGGCUCUGUGCACAGACUCUCAGCUCUGAUCCCACCCGAGACGAUUUAGCGGCAGCAGAGACCCCAGCUGUGGAGCACGCUCCCCCAACCACCCCACGACGGAGGGGCUGCAGCGCUGGAGAGUUACUAUGCAGCUUGGACUGCUUGUGGUGGUGUUUUUUCUAAGCUCGAUGGAUCUAACAGGCAGCAGCAAAGUGGUGAAGGGCAAGAGGCAAAGACGAAUCAGCACCGAGCUGAGUCAGGGCUGUGCCAGAGGUUGUGACCUGUGCUCUGAGUUCAAUGGGUGCCUGAGGUGUUCCCCUAAACUCUUCAUCCUUCUGGAGAGGAACGAUAUCCGACAAAUUGGGAUUUGCCUGCCUUCUUGUCCACUGGGAUACUUUGGCCUUCGCAAUACGGACAUGAACAAGUGCAUCAAAUGCAAAAUUGAGAACUGUGAGUCGUGUUUCAGUCGAAACUUUUGCACAAAAUGUAAGGAAGGUUUGUAUUUGCACAAAGGGAGAUGUUACGUCACGUGCCCUGAAGGCUACGCUGCUGCCAACGGCACCAUGGAGUGCAGCAGUCCUGCACAAUGUGAAAUGAGCGAGUGGGGGCCGUGGGGACCCUGCUCCAAGAAAAGGAAGCUCUGUGGCUUCAAGAAGGGCAAUGAGGACCGAACACGGCGGAUCCUGCAGGCUCCCUCUGGGGACGUGUCCCUGUGCCCUGCAACCACGGAGGUGCGGCGGUGCACGGUGCAGAAGAGCCAGUGCCCCGAAGGGAAAAGGAAGAAAAAGGAAGAGCAAGGAAAGCAAGAUAAUGGGAAUAGAAAUCGGAAAGACACCAAAGACACUAAGUCUGGCACCAAGAAGAGGAAGAACAAACAGAGAGGGGCCACUAUGGCCGCGACGCCCGCUAGCCCGGCCCAGUAGCUGGCCCUGUCACCUGAUGGCAAGACUCCAUUGCUGCUAUGUAU